Ictalurus punctatus (channel catfish) is the source of this 2670-nucleotide messenger RNA. It is a transcript of the gene tpx2, whose product is annotated as TPX2 microtubule nucleation factor. The transcript is spliced from 18 exons. Gene Ontology annotation, biological process: activation of protein kinase activity; regulation of mitotic spindle organization. Bases 141 to 2369 code for a protein of 742 amino acids. Gene Ontology annotation, cellular component: spindle; microtubule. Lineage: Eukaryota; Metazoa; Chordata; Actinopteri; Siluriformes; Ictaluridae. The record is from RefSeq and is a predicted model, not a curated record.
UGGACUGUUGAGUUUCGGACGCGUUCGUCGGGGCGAGUUUGUGGUGGUAUUUUUUCUUAUUCUUCUCUGUUUUCUUCUGUGUUAACAGAUUUCAGCAGCAAUAGAAGAACAUUUUUUUGAGGACCCCUCGGGUUUAGAAGAUGGACACGCAGCAGCCUGGAAACUCUGCUGAUCCGUACUCAUUCGAUGCCCCGUCUCAUGUAAUGCAAGAUUUUAACUCCGAAGAUAAUGCUGAUCAGUGGUUUGACCUGAUGGCUGCCUCCACAACCGGGGAAAUGGAGCAACUCACAACCCCCUUAAGGGUUCCAAAACCUUUUGAUGGAAUGCACAGUGAAGCCCUGCCUAAAGCCAUAGUGCCGCCCAUGGUCCAUGUGUCAGAGACCACAGUGUCAGCAGAUGUCAUAGCUGAAAGCAUUUCUCCAGAACCUCCAUCUAACAUUGUGACUUCAUGGGGAGAUGGCAGACCAGCAGGAGCUCCUGGCCAGGCUCAGAGGAGCAACGUUCCAGCUCAGCCACGCAGAGUAUUGAAGCGUCCUGUGGUCAAAGAUCAACCUCAAGCUCCUUCUACACCUCCUGUGAUGAAGAAGAGGAGAGUUGUUCCAACUUCUAGACGAACGGUUUUCCAUCCACCUCGAAGGAGCUCAACGAGUGCAAGGCAAGCUCGCCGCAGUGGUGCUCCCACUAGACGCAGCAUCAGGCAAAAGAACAAGCUGUCCACGCCCUCAGCUGCUGCAUCCGCUUCUACCUCCUCUGCUAACCAGCAGAAGAGCACCGAGCAGCAGGAGCUGGAGCGCAUUGAAACUCUACAGAAGGAGGUGGCCGAGCAGCGCAAGAGGAAUGAAGCUAGCUACAAAGCUGCGCUUGCAGGAAGCCAGCCUCCAAAGAAGCAUGUGCUGUCCUCCACUAUUCCCAAAGAAUUCAACUUCCGCUCCGAUAACAGAGUGAAAAACCAUACAGAAGUUUCAUAUAAGGAGUGCGAUUUUACUUCCCAACUGCGCAAGCACCCUUCCUCACCUCUAAAGGCUCACAAGGGCACCACAAUCCCCAAGCCCUUCAACCUCUCCACAGGCAAGAAGAGGAAGUUGGAGGAAACCAAUUCCUAUGUGUCCAUGGCUGAGCAGAUCGAACAGUUUCAGAAGCGCACACCAACCCGUUAUCACUUGCGCAGCCGUCAGAGUCAGGAAAGGGGCCCAUCACCAGCGAAAACUGAGAAGCCCAAGGUUACUCACCCUCACACCCCUCAGCUCUUGACCCGCCAGAGAAGCCGUCCUGCCAUGGUGAAGAGCGCUGCUGAGAUCGAGGCUGAAGAAGUGGAAAAACUGCAGCAGUUUAAGUUCAAAGCUCUUGAGCUCAAUCGCAAGAUCCUCGAAGCGGCCCUGGCUCCGAAGAAGCCUGCUCCUAAAGAAGUGACCCGUCCAGAGGGCUUCCAGCUGGAGGUGGAGAAACGUCUGCAGGAGCGACAUGCCGCCAAAAAGACAGUAGAGCAGGAAGACCACACCUUCCACUCCAGACCGUUACCGACCCGAAUCCUGGAGGAGGUGGUGGGUGUCCCAGAGAAGAAAGUACUGAACCCUACUGUCCCCGAAUCUCCUGCUUUUGCACUCAAAAACCGUGUACGUGUGGAACGCAGGACGGAAGAGGUGAAAUUGCCGGCUCCACUGAAGGCACUUCCUGUGCCCCACUAUGUGCCCUUCCAACCCAAACCUGCAGCCAAGAACCAUGUAGAAAUGUGUCCUUUCUCAUUCGAGCAGCGUGAGCAAGAGCGCAAAGCACAGAAAGAGAAAAGGCUGGAAGAACUGAGAAAUGAAGAGGUGCCCAAGUUCAAGGCUAGGCCUUUGCCUGACUUCCAUGAAGUGAACCUUCCAGAAAAGAAGGUAAAUGAACCUACCAAGCCUGCUCCUUUCAAGCUGAUGGUGGACGAGCGUGGCUCUGUGAAGAGUGAACGUUGGGAGCAAAUGAUAAAAGAGGAGUUGAAGCAGCAAGCUGAUGCAGCGUGCUUCAAGGCGAGACCCAAUGCAGUCGUGCACAAGGAACCCUUUGUGCCCAAGAAAGAGUCCCGCUCCAUCUUGGCCGAUACUACCCACUCUGUAGUUGCCGAGGGUUUCCAGCUGUUUACGGAGCAGAGGGCCAAAGAACGGCUGGAGUUUGAGCGGGUCAUGAAGGAGAAGGAAGCGCUGAGGGCGCAGAUGGAGGAGCGACAAGCCAGAGAGCUAGAGGAGCGUGAGAAGGAAGAAAUCGCCAGAUUACGGCAGGAGCAGGUGCACAAAGCCCAGCCAAUCAGGCGCUACAAACCAGUCGAGCUGAAGCACAGCGAGAUGUCUCUCACCGUGCCGCAGUCUCCAAACUUCUCCGACCGCUUUCGUCUUUAAAGUCUCAUCAGGACAAAUUGUACAUAACUUUAAAUGUUUUUGCUUCCUCUUAAAUCACGUUUGUUUUGUUUUUUUUUUUUUUUUUUUUAAAGUUGUGUGCUUAGUCAGGAAUGUUUUUUUUAACCUUUGAGGCUAUAGGCUACAAUCGGACUUGGACACUUGUUUGUGACUGUGAUCCAUUGCAUUAUGUGAACUGUUGUAUGAUACAUGUUCUCUCAUUCUUCUCUACAUGUAGCCUCUGCCAUUUUCUGUCUUAAAAUUUUCCCUUCUUUUUGUAAUGUAUUAAAGGUGUAUUAGAACA